AUGCCUUACGGAACAUCUUUGCAGCAUGGUAUGGCACCUAACGGCCCAUUUCAGCCAUCUGCUGUGACCAUGAAAACUCUAGCCGGCCGGCCGGAGGAGGCGGAGGACGCCGCCGGCGAUGGACUCCCCCCGCAGAUAGCCGCCGCCAUGAGCCAGCCGCCCGCAGGGGGCGCCGCCGCCGAGCCUCGCCUGCACCCGGAGGGCAGCAGCGGCAGGAAGCAGCCGCGGGCCUCCUCCCCGGCCAGGGCCCGCGACGCCCCCCCGCGACCCCCGCCCGCCGCCCGCGCCCCGCCCGCCGCCGCGGCCACCGCCGCCUCCUCCAAGGCCGGGGCCGGGGCCCCGCGGCCGCCGCCGGGCCAGGCGCCGAGGGGCGGCCGGGGCCGCGCCGCCGAGCGGCCGGGGCGGGGCGCGGCGCCGCCGGGCGCUGUCCAGCCCGGAGCCGGUGCUGAAGCGCCGCCCGCCGCCGAGCCCGGCGAGGAGGCGCCCCCUGCGGGCGGCGGCGGGGGGGAACGGGAGCGGGAGCGGGAGGGGGCGGCGGCGCCGCAGCCUCAGCCGCAGCCGCCGCCGCCGCCGCCCAGGCAGUGGCGGGGGAAAGCGGGGCGGUCCCCGCUGAAGGGCGCGGGGGAGGCGGCCCCGGCGCCUCCAUCUUCGUCGGGCGCCGCCAAGGGCCGCGGGGCGGCGGGCGGCGGCGGCGGCGGGUUCUGGCGGGAGGGAUGCCUGCAAAGUGAGCUCAUCCAGUUCCACCUCAGGAAGGGGCUGGCGGCGGCCGCCCAGAUGCAAACCAAGGGCAGCAACCACGGCAGCGGCGGCCCCGGCCCCGGCGCCGCCUCCGCCUCCCCGGCGGCCGCCGCCUCGGCCGAGCCUCCCCCUGCAUCCUCCGCCUCCUCGCCCUCUGCCAUGGCGGCGGCGGCCGGGGCCGAGGGGCUGCGGCAGGGCGUGGCGGGCGGCGGCGGCCGGAGCGGCACCCCGGAGGGCUCCCUGAGCCCGCAGCUGCAGGACGAGAUGCAGGAGGAGAUGGAGAAGCUGCGGGAGGAGAACGAGAGCCUCAAGAACGAGAUAGAUGAGCUGAGGACCGAGAUGGACGAGAUGAGGGACAGCUUCUUCGAGGAGGACGCUUGUCAGCUUCAAGAGAUGCGCCACGAGCUGGAGCGAGCCAACAAGAACUGCCGGAUCCUCCAGUACCGGCUGCGCAAGGCCGAGCGCAAGAGGCUCCGCUACGCGCAGACCGGCGAGAUCGACGGCGAGCUCCUGCGCAGCAUGGAGCAGGACCUCAAGGUUGCAAAAGAUGUAUCAGUGAGACUUCAUCAUGAGUUAGAAAAUGUGGAAGAGAAACGUACAAUAACAGAAGAUGAAAAUGAAAAAUUAAGGCAGCAGCUUAUAGAAGUUGAAACUGCAAAACAAGCACUACAGAAUGAACUGGAAAAAAUGAAAGAGCAAUCACUGAAAAGAAGAGGGAGCAAAGACCUACAAAAAUCAGAAAAAAAGUCACAGCAGACACCAACAGAGGAGGACAAUGAAGACCUGAAAUGCCAGCUACAGUUUGUCAAAGAAGAAGCAGCCUUGAUGAGAAAGAAAAUGGCCAAGAUUGAUAAGGAGAAGGACAGAUUUGAACAUGAGCUGCAAAAAUACAGAUCAUUUUAUGGGGAUUUGGACAGUCCCUUGCCAAAAGGUGAAGCAGGUGGGCCACCUACCACAAGAGAAGCUGAACUUAAGCUUCGAUUGAGACUUGUGGAGGAGGAAGCUAACAUUCUUGGGAGGAAAAUAGUGGAGCUAGAAGUAGAAAAUCGAGGACUGAAAGCAGAGCUUGAUGAUUUAAGAGGAGACGAUUUCUCAGGGACCGCUAAUCCGCUCCUGGGAGAACAGAGUGAAUCUCUGUCAGAAUUACGACAGCAUUUGCAACUAGUAGAAGAUGAAACAGAAUUGCUGAGGAGAAAUUUAGCUGAUGUGGAAGAACAAAACAAGCGCAUAACUGCUGAGCUGAACAAAUACAAGUACAAGUCUGGGGCCCAUGAGAGCUCCAGGCACCAUGAUAGUGCCAAGACAGAAGCACUGCAGGAGGAGCUAAAAGCUGCACGAAUGCAAAUCAAUGAGCUGAGUGGCAAAGUCAUGCAACUCCAGUAUGAGAACAGAGUUCUCAUGUCCAACAUGCAGCGCUAUGAUUUAGCCUCUCAUCUUGGGAUCCGUGGCAGCCCCAGAGACAGUGAUGCAGAAAGUGAUGCAGGAAAAAAGGAGAGUGAUGACGAUUCCCGCCCCCCUCACCGCAAAAGGGAAGGGCCCAUUGGUGGGGAAAGUGACUCUGAAGAGGUACGAAACAUCCGGUGCCUGACACCCACGAGGUCUUUUUAUCCAACACCGUCUGGAUGGCAGAAAAGCUUCACUGACAGGCAGCAGAUGAAGGACAUUCGCUGUGAAGCUGAGCGACUGGGCAAGACAAUAGAUCGCUUAAUUUCUGACACAAGCACCAUCAUAACAGAGGCAAGAAUUUACGUAGCUAAUGGGGACCUGUUUGGACUGAUGGAUGAGGAAGACGAUGGCAGCAGAAUACGUGAGCAUGAGCUUCUCUACCGGAUCAAUGCGCAGAUGAAGGCGUUCAGAAAAGAGCUCCAGACUUUCAUCGACAGACUUGAAGUUCCAAAGUCUUCAGAUGAUCGAAGUGCAGACGAACCUUUGUCAGUGAGUCAGGUAGACUUUUACUUAUUACGGCCUACAGGUAAAAAGGCUUGGCCAAAUGAAUUAAGCCUAAAAUUUGAUGUAUGGCAUAUUAAAAUUCUUACACUAAACUGUGGACAAAAGUUUCUAUUUUUAAAUUACUUAAAAUCCUCAUUUGGCCAUAUGAAACCUUGUUCUACCAAGGGGCCUACUCAUGAACGGUGAAUAAAUAUGGUCUGCAUGAAUUUAAAAGAAUUAUACUCUAGGUAUAAUAGAGAAUACUAUGUACUGUAGGAGGUGAAAGAUUUUACUCCUUCUUCUGGCUUUGCAGCUGCAUUUGCCAGAGUUGUGCCUUCUAAAGCAGUGUAUGAUAGCAUUUUUGGCACAUAAAUGAGCAUGGUUAUUUUCUUGGUGGUUGGGUCCCUGCUAAAUGAAUAAAACCAAAAUGUAUUAAUUUUAAACAGGAGGAAGCAUACAAUUUCCAAAAUUAUAAAGAAUAUGACAAACCACGGAGAAAAAUAAACCAUGAAAAAUUAUAAAGUCACAGAGCCACACAGUAGUGUGUGAAUAUUGGAAUUGCUGUAACUGGUUGUAUCUUUUGUUAAAAGGCUGUGGGUCACUGCUUAUAUGCAACAGUGACUAGCGUCUUGUCUGCAGUUUUUUAUUCUUCUCUCAUCCUCUAAGGAAAGAGCCAACGAGCAUCCUGCAUGUGACGUGCAGAGUUGUUCCAAAGAGGUUUUGGGGAGCAAAUUCCUUGCUGACUCAAGAUCUUCUGCCAUGAAAAAUGAAAAUUACCUACCCUUAUCUUAUAUUGCAGUCCUA
Messenger RNA from Cygnus atratus (black swan), 3471 nucleotides. RefSeq names its product SOGA family member 3 (gene MTCL3). NCBI's taxonomy places the organism in Eukaryota, Metazoa, Chordata, Aves, Anseriformes, Anatidae. The record is from RefSeq and is a predicted model, not a curated record. Gene Ontology annotation, biological process: regulation of autophagy.